AUGGCCUCUGAGACGAAUGAGGAAGGCGGACCUGGUCAAAUUUAUGCUAAGUUCGUCGAUGACGCAGAAAAGAUUAUGCGCCAGUUCAGUACUCCUGUCAUGUCUGCCAACCUACUGAACAAAAUGACCAGUCAGCAACUGUGGCCAGACACUGCUCCGGCGGAGUGGAGUACCUACCAUCAGAUAACCAAUGUACAACGCCUACAACUGGAGAAGAUGUUUGAGAUAAUACAGAGUAUCGACGAAAAUGCCUGCAGUGGAUGGCAGCCUCAGAGGAUAUGGACAAGUACGAUCGUUACCAUGGGAACCUAUGGAAAAAAGUCCUUCGAAUAUAACGGAAAGAAAGAACUGGCGGCGCAGCUGGUUUCGAACGAAGGCAUUGCUUCCCUCAAAGCUGAUUGUGCGCUCAUUCUCAAGCUCAUCACCAAGCUCACCGAAUCCCCUACCCCGAAAUAA
Messenger RNA from Neurospora tetrasperma FGSC 2508, 456 nucleotides. RefSeq lists its product as uncharacterized. Lineage: Eukaryota; Fungi; Ascomycota; Sordariomycetes; Sordariales; Sordariaceae. The transcript is spliced from 3 exons. The record is from RefSeq and is a predicted model, not a curated record. The coding region runs from base 1 to 456 and encodes 151 amino acids.